Molecule: messenger RNA, 3425 nt
Organism: Nothobranchius furzeri (turquoise killifish)
Lineage: Eukaryota; Metazoa; Chordata; Actinopteri; Cyprinodontiformes; Nothobranchiidae
Gene: serinc3
Product: serine incorporator 3
Cellular component (GO): membrane
Source: RefSeq, a predicted model, not a curated record
AGUUACUGUUAUUAAUGAUUCUCAAUGCUCUUUUUUGCAAAAUGAGCAAUGGUUGUGUAAAAGUUUUGCAAGUGGCUCCCCAAAUUUCUAAACAAUAAAAUAAAUAUGGUUUAAACAAAAUGUAAACAUUAUACAAGUAGCAAAAAUGAGUGUAAUAAAUGUUUCAUGUGUUUAUCAAACAUUUGAGGCCUCUAUCACAAUUGCUGUAAGCUGUUGGGGCUUCCAGUGAUUGUCUUCUGGAACAAGUGAUGAUCAGUCUGUGGAGGACUAAGCCGACUUUGCCUGCCUGGCAGAGGGAUUAACUUGUUGACAAUCUCUCAGCUCUACUUACUUCUCCACCUGACUCAGACUUUCAGGCAGUAAAGAUGGACAUGUUUGUAAAAUGGUGUGCAGAAAUCAGUGUGUUCGUGAAGAUGUGAGCUGAUGUCUGUCAGGUGAACCUGAGACAAAUGUCUACAGAUGCUGCAUGUGUGGAACAGAACCGGAAAUACUGAGGAGGACAGGACCGUCUGGCUUUAGUGGGUCCAGCAAAGGAAGAACAGAUGUGCAGCGCUGCCUGUCCAGUUUGCUUGUGCCGUCCAAGCAGCAGGAACUCCUCCGUGUCCAGAAUCAUCUACUCCUUCAUCCUGCUCCUGGGCACCAUAGUUUGCUGCAUCAUGCUGUCCCCUGGUGUGGAGCAGCAACUUAAACGGAUUCCAGGUGUGUGUGAGGAUGGUGCUGGCUCCUCUGUUCCAGGCCUGAAGGCUCACCUGAACUGUGAGAUGUUUGUGGGCUACAAGGCAGUGUACCGCUUCUGCUUUGGCAUGAGCAUGUGGUUCCUGGGCUUUUCCAUCCUGCUGAUGAACAUCAAGACCAGCAGAGACCCCCGAGCAGCCAUUCACAAUGGAUACUGGUUCUGUAAGCUGGUUUCACUGGUAGUAGUUACAGUUGGUGCCUUCUACAUCCCAGAUGGACCUUUCACCUACACCUGGUAUGUUGUAGGUUCCUGUGGAGCAUUCUUCUUCAUUCUGAUCCAGCUGGUGCUUCUGGUGGACUUCACUCACUCCUGGAACGAAUCCUGGGUUCAAAACAUGGAGAAAGGGAAUUCCAGAGGCUGGUACGCAGCGCUGCUGACUGUCAUGAUCCUGAACUACAUCACCUCACUGACUGCUGUGGUGCUGUGCUUUGUUUUCUACGCCCAGCCUGAUGGGUGCUUCAUCAACAAGUUCUUCAUCGGCUUCAACACGCUGCUGUGUGUGGUGGCUUCUGUGGUUUCUGUGCUGCAUAAAGUCCAGGAGUUUCAGCCGCGGUCGGGUCUGCUCCAGUCCUCGUUCAUCAGCCUGUACACCAUGUUCCUGACCUGGUCUGCCAUGACCAAUGAGCCAGAUCGAGAGUGCAACCCCAGCCUGCUCAGCAUCUUCCAACAGAUUGCAUCACCCACACUAGCUCCUCCGGAAAUAGAGAACCAGACAGCUGUGCUGAUCAUCGGUAACGAAGAACCUGCCCUGGCAUCCCCAUACUUACAAUGGUGGGACGCCCAGAGCAUUGUGGGACUUGUGAUAUUUGUGCUGUGCAUUCUUUACUCAAGCAUUCGCUCGUCCAACACAAGCCAGGUCAAUAAGCUGACCAUGGCUACCAAACAGUCGGCCAUCUUGGCAGAGGGGGAAGGCAGCCGUGAUCUUUCAGAGCCGAUGGGACCCACAGUCCAGUACAGCUACCCCUUCUUCCACUUCAUGCUCUUCUUGGCUUCCCUCUACAUCAUGAUGACGCUGACUAACUGGUACAGCCCUGAUGCAGACUACAACAUAACCAGCAAGUGGCCCACGGUGUGGGUGAAGAUCUCCUCCAGCUGGUUAUGCUGGGCCCUGUACUUGUGGACUCUGGUGGCUCCCAUGAUCCUCACCAACCGGGACUUUACCUGACCUCUGAUUCUCUUCUUGUUGCUGCAGCAGGAGCUGGUUGAAAGCCCAGGAAGAGGUGUCAUUGGUGGCGAUCCGGCAUCACUGAAUGAAUCUGCUACAAAGCCCUACACAGACACCCAAUGAAGAUGGGGAGUUCAGAAAAUGGACACAUGAAAUCACACGUCAGGCUGAUGGUUCAUGUCUCCAGUUUGCCAGAGGAUGGAGUUUUUUGGUGCCUUUCAUGUUCAUGCAACCUUUGAAAUAUUUAAAUAUGGGAGGCGUUAUCAUUAAGAGAACAGCUGUCUGGCCCCCGGUUCCAGGUUCUGGAUCACAACCACUGCUGGACACACGGGUCUAAUUAAAGCUGUGAUGAUUGUUCUCACCCUUAUGUAAUUAGGGUUUGUUGUUACCCAAGUGAGAUUAGAUGACAUAAACUCUGAUCAUGCCUUUGAUAAAGCCUGAAAUAUGAAACUAUGAUUAAUCUGGUUUUUUAAACUGAAAUAUUGAUUUUCUAAUGUUAGUUGACAACUGUAUUACACUCUGCUUUACUUCAUUAAUUCAAUAACAAUAUGACCAAAUUCACAUAAAGAGCCUUGCCACCUGUAGAUCCUCCACCAGGGGGCAGCAGACAUGUACAGGACAGGAAAAGGCAGGUUUCUGAUGAAGGUACUAAUGCUGACACUUCAUCUGGAGGCUUUAAGGACAGAAGUGCUUUGAUGGGAAGUGAGACAAUGGCCCAACAUGAGUCCAGCCAAAAGGAUUUCUGAUUGUGUGGCGAGCAGCUUCUGAGCCCAUGGUUAUGAAGUAUUCUUCCUCAGUGUUUUAAACUCGCUUUAACUCUGUUUUGACAUCAGAGAAUUUAUGUGCCAUCAGGGCUGUAGAACAGCUGCAGUACAUGCAUCAUUCUGUCAUCACUGCUAAUCACACCACUGGUAGGUGGCAGCUUGUAGAGGCCAUCUGACCCAUGGACAUCCUUCAUGUCUAUGAUCUGCCCAUGUCGGUCAAUUCAGGAGCAGAAAAAGGAGAGAGGAGGAAGAUCCAUCUAAAGCCAUAUGAACAAUGGAUAAUACUGGAAACCCAUAAAGAAAAGAGUGGGAAGAGAAAGAAGAACAGUAGUUCUGGUUUGUGUUUUCAGCUGGUGUAACUCGUUAGGGUUGGUAUCUAAUUGAAGCAGCCGCUGAACCUGAUAGAAAAAUAAUGCAAGUAAAUUUUUUUGAAUAAGGGGAUGUUUGAAUAAAAACUAGUAGCUCACAAUAUAAUCUCAAUAUGUGGGGUAUUUGUGUUUCAUUUACCUACCACCAGGGACAGGAAGAAGCUGCAGCGUGUUGAACGCUCUGCUGAGAAGGUCAUUGGCUGCAAACUCCCCUCCAAACAGGACCUGUACACCUCCAGGACAUUGAGGCGUGCAGGUCGGAUAACAGCGGACCCGUGUCACCCUGGACAUGGUGUCUUCGACUCGCGCCCAUCUGGCAGGAGGCUCAGGUCCAUUCAGACCAGAACCUCUCCUCACAAGAACAGUUUCUUCCCCUCUGCUGUCGGACUCAU